Laccaria bicolor S238N-H82 is the source of this 1080-nucleotide messenger RNA. RefSeq lists its product as uncharacterized. Gene Ontology annotation, molecular function: protein binding. The transcript has a single exon. NCBI's taxonomy places the organism in Eukaryota, Fungi, Basidiomycota, Agaricomycetes, Agaricales, Hydnangiaceae. The record is from RefSeq and is a predicted model, not a curated record. The coding region runs from base 1 to 1080 and encodes 359 amino acids.
AUGUCCACGAUCCAUUCACUUCCCAACGAACUCCUUGAGAAAAUCUUUGUAGAGGGCGCCUAUCUCCCUCCAUCUUUCGCGGAAGACUAUCCCCGGCAACGCCGUUUUUCAAAUAUACCGGUCCAACACCCGCUCGCCACCUCACUCUCACAGGUCUGUCGUCGAUGGCGGAAUAUCUCGCAUCGUCUCCCCAGCCUUUGGGGUUUCCUCCACCUUUCCCGCUCCAUGGAGACCCACCGUCGUCUAAAGGACGACCUGAACAAAUCUUUAAAUUGGAUCCCUGACCACAUCAAGCGCUCACGGGACAGCCCCUUGCACAUAACGCUCGACUGCACACGAUUCACCGACCUCUACCCAGUGCUACGCCUGAUACAACCACACAGCGAACGUUGGCGAUCCCUGACAAUCCUAGUCUCUCACGUCGGCAGUCUACCUUCCGUCCUGGCUCGGUUCACCCGAAUCAGCACACCGAGACUACAGAGCUUAACGAUCGUGGCCGAUAUUUACCGCAAGGGCAUCAUUUCCGCGGGCCCCCUGCCGGGAUUCCUCGUCGGACCUACCCCAGCUCUGACGAUGAUCCGUUUAGAGGGGGUCUACCUUGCAUGGAACGAGCGCCCCCUCAGUGGGUUGACCAGUCUUGAUUUAUGUUUCGCCACACGAUGGCCACCAGCAGACAAACUGCGCGCCUUUUUCGAUGCGUCACCGUGUCUGGAACAGCUAGUCAUCUAUGAUGACAUUGAGGCAUUGUUGAAGAACAUCGACCCUCGCCCCUUCAUGGCCACCAUUGAGCUCCGCCACCUCAAGCAUCUCACAGUCGAGGCCUAUCGUGUCCCAGAGUCGGCAGACGCGGACGUUGCCUCGUUCGUGCAGUUGUUCUCUUUCCCCAGGUUGGAGACUUUGUCAUUGAGAGGUCUGCGCAUCUCCGAAUUGGUGGCCGUGGCACGAAUCUUCAAGUUGUUGAUAUAUCCUGGAAAUUUUGUCCCUGGGGAGAAUGGCGAAUUCGUCGCAGAGGGAUUGCCAAUGUCCCACUUUGCUCCCUUCCUCAAAAAGCUUUGCGUAGCACGGCUGCUACAGGGAUAA